GGCUGACGGCUGCUUUCCGCUAAGGAGCGGAAAUUCGCGUUGCUCUGAGGGACUCUAUGGUGUCCCAGUCGCCAUGGCGUCGCUGGGGGAGCUUGCAGCCUUGAUUUUGGUAGCAGUUCUCUGGGGAGCAACCAACCCAUAUUUGAAAAGAGGAACGGAGGGUCUGGAGCAGGUAAAGAGAGAGAGCAAGCCUCGGCAGAUGUUGGCAGAAAUGAAGUUCCUCUGUCUGAAUUACAAGUACAUGGUGCCAUUUGCACUAAACCAGUGUGGUUCGUUUAUCUACUAUCUCACAUUAGCAUCCACAGACCUGACCUUGGCUGUGCCUCUUUGCAAUUCCUUGGCCCUGGUCUUCACAAUGGUAACAGGGAAAGUUCUUGGAGAAAACGUGGGUGGAACAAGGGCUGCCCUGGGAAUGCUGCUGACAGUCUUGGGCAUUGCUAUCUGCAUAGCUGGGUCUGGGAACAAGAAUGCAUGAGAUGUCUCGGAAGAAGAGAGGAAAGCCUGUAGAAGACCAUUCUUACCUGUGCAAUUGCUGACUCCACUCUCAAGAGUUGCAGCAUGGGGUGAAGAAACCCAGGACUCCAUGUUGGAGAGAGAAUGUGGUUUUUCCUAUCCCGGCUAGCACUCCUUCAUGCACUUGGGUUCCAGAGGGCCCUGGGUCUCCAGACCUUGUCUUGAUGUUCCUGUUAACCAAUCAGCAGCAGAAACCUUGGGGGCCCUGAGGUAGCUUUAAUGGAAGCAGUGAGAUCAGGAGCCUUUAAGCUAAUGCAGGAAUAUCUCAAAAAGUGACCGGAGAUGCCCAGACGGAUCUGAUUUAAGAAUAGGAGCAAUUGCUGUCAUCCAGAUGGGGCCGAAAUAGGAACUGUGUGGUGUGAAGAAUGAAGGAGCACUUUCUGGCAGGGAAAAGGUUGGCUGGAUCCAUCCUUAAGAGAUUUAGAUCACCUACAACUGGCACCAGGUGCUGCUCACACCAGAGCAGUACCCAGAGAUGCAGUAUCAGAGGUCUGUGUUAGGCUUCAGAAGCACUUGUGAUUCCGUCAAUAAAGGGUGAAUCCCAUGCUGGCUGAGGGAAUUCUGGGAGUCGAAAUCUACACAUUGAGAAACACUGUUCUAGCCGUAUGGAAUGUCCUCCCAUCACAAAUCUGAGAGAUCCUCUUGUGACUCCCAUUUUUGCUCCGAAUGUCUUUUCAGUGAAUAGAUCUGAUUCGAUGAUUUCAGUGUAUUAUUGUUAAACAGUCUUUAAAAAUAUUUAUUACUG
Molecule: messenger RNA, 1258 nt
Organism: Python bivittatus (Burmese python)
Lineage: Eukaryota; Metazoa; Chordata; Lepidosauria; Squamata; Pythonidae
Gene: TMEM234
Product: transmembrane protein 234
Source: RefSeq, a predicted model, not a curated record